AUGCAACGGUUCGAUCUGCAACGAUUCGACAACGCAAAUGGGAAAUAUAGAAUAUUGGGGAGAAGUCGGCGCUCACUCACUUCCUCUGUCUGCGGAGCUUGGGCAGUGCUACUAACGGCACUGGCAGUUGCGACGCUCUUGUCAAAGUGCUUCCAUUUCCUUGGCAGCUGGAGAAGAUAUGGAGAUGGGAGAAGGCGGCUGGCAAGCGAUGGGACCAACCCUCCAGAAGACCCUGAUACACGGGCCAUUGUUGACCUCUGUCUCGAGAUGGACGAAAUCGCCACAGGUGGCUUUUUUCCGGCCUUACCAGCUACGUCUGUGCUGUCAACCACGGGCAUAACGUUGGCAGCGGCAUCACCGUCAUUAUUUCGGUCUGGGCUUGGUCAGCGUGCACCUCAGAGCGGUCAGACGAUCGAACAGUUCUGGGGAUGGCCACCCCAACCUCAAAUCCUUGCCUCAACUCACGCACCGGUUGUUACUCACACUCCAGCAACGGUUGUUACUCACACUCCAGCAACGGUUGCAGCGCAAACGCCAGGAGUAAACUCCCCUCCAUUGUACCAAGUGGCAAAUCAGAGACGGUCUCCUGGGAGCAUGCUGACGUGGAGUUUUAGCCACGGGCUUGGCCAUUCAGGGUCGAGCUUGUCUGCUGCAGCCUACUCAGUAUUGGAAACGAAGAAUCCGUCUCCAGCAGAGCAUUUCACACUAUUCUCUCCAGAAACUUCACUUGGUAGUUCCGCUGGGGGGCACCUCCAGUUCGAGUUUUCAGGGUGGAGCGGAGCACUCACAACAGAUCAGCCUCCGGUAUCACUGAACCCAAGCCCACAAACAUCCCUAAAGAUACCCCCUUGGUCUGAUCCUCCAGAGCCGGAUUCUGGCGAUUCUGAUCCUGAAGAGGGGCCCUCAACUGGACUGAGAACUCUAUCCGCAAGGGGUGUGGGGGCAAAGUUUCCCGUGAUAGGUACGAAGCGGAAGGGAUAUCCGGACGCCUCGUCAACUACUUCGUUGGCGACAGUGGCUGGUUCUGCACCUGGACAGAUGAAGCGGAAGAAACAUUCAGGGGGAAAGAUGAUACCCUCUUCUAUAUUUCCUCAGUCAUUGGUUCCCUCGACUGUUCUGAAUCCAGAACUGCAUCUCUUUUAUCGAAUUCCAAGGGUGGAUUCUUCUGCUAUCACAACUGUGUUUUCCACAACCUCAGCAUUUACGAGCGUCAGACUGCUAACCGUGCCGUACUACGGCAUAUUGGCCUUGCGUAAUUUUCUCUCAAAGGAGGCUGUUGUUGAGAAGGAGGUUACUGCUGCUAUUCGAGCGGCCGAACGACUUGUGAAUUGCCUGACCCACUUCCAUUUAGAGCCUGUUAGCUAUUUGAGGCCACACGAGGUUUGCCGCAUCCUGGGAAUGCGAUUCUUGGCGUUGGAUGCACUUCUAGCCUUGUCGGAAGCGCUAGGACCUUCAAUGCAUGUAGAGGAGUGGUGGGGCAAGCUUGUACAGAAUAUGCCAUGUGAUGUGCGUUUUAAGUUUCUAGUUGAGAAAUCUGCCCUCCAAAAUCCCAAUGCUUCUCUCGCGUUAAGGCUAAGCCGAGCCAUUGCGUGUUUAAAGCAUGGAUCGCGUCUUGAUGCCCGUGAAACAGUAGAAUUGAAGCAAAGCUUGUUUUGCAGUGAGUAUUCUCCUUCGUUUUUCAAAAAGCCCAAGUGGAAACCUUGGCGUGAGGAUGAUGCUUCCUCGUCAUCCCCUCCCGGUGAUUAA
Molecule: messenger RNA, 1746 nt
Organism: Eimeria acervulina
Lineage: Eukaryota; Apicomplexa; Conoidasida; Eucoccidiorida; Eimeriidae
Exons: 1
Coding region: 1-1746 (581 amino acids)
Source: RefSeq, a predicted model, not a curated record